GCACCCGCAUCGCUUCCCCUCUCCCCGUUCGCUGCCAUCGUCGGAUCUGAGGCCGCUGCGAUGAGUUUUAUGGGGAAUCCUCGUGGGGACUGGAGGGUAUUUAAAACCAUCCACGGCCGGAAAGAUUAAAUCCCGUCUUGGUUUGGUUUGGUUUGGGUCUUGGAUUGUAGCAGCCACACUGCCUUCCUCAAUCUACUACAUUGCUGGAGCAAAACCCACAGUCUACAACCAAGUUUCGCAGCCAAUUUUGUCUCGUAAGGAGGAUUACGUCAUGAGUACCGAGAAAGGCUCAAGGGCUGUUGCAGAUGCGCUCAAGGACAUUGAGGUGGAAAAGAUCCGCGGUCCUGGAGAUUCUCAAAAUGUGAAGUUGAGUUCCUUCUGGGAGGAUCAGCCCGUGGUGUUGCACGUACUUCGAAGAUUCGGGUGUCAGCUUUGUCGAGGCCAGUCUGUUGAAAUGGCGAAAAUGCUUUCUCAACUGGAGGCUAACAACGUCCGCGUUGUGGGCAUCGGUCUCGAGAAGUUUGGCCUGGAGGAAUUUGAAGAGAAUAAUUACUGGAAAAGCGAGUUGUACAUUGACAACGAGAAGAAGAUACACAAAGCCCUGGCGCUCACGAAGGUGGGAUGGGUUGGAACAUUCAUGAUGCUAUUCGCGAAUAAAUCCGUCAAGGAGGCUGCUCAGAAAACCAAGGACACGCCUGGUAACUUCCAAGGCGACGGCAGGCAAUUGGGAGCAACUUUUGUGAUGGCCAAGGGAGGAGAGCUGUUGCUCGACCACCGCCAAAAGGACUUCGGUGAUCAGCCUACGAACGCUGAGAUCCUCACCGCUCUUGGUUUGGAUCCAAACCAAGCUUAGUAGCAAGCUUGUUUUCUGAAUCGUACUUUGUUUUACUCCGGCAAAUCCAGGGCUGAAGCUCGAUCAUGUCUUCUAAGCGCAUUGCAAGUCUGGAUUCGAAUCUGAGAACCGCAAUACCCAAGCCAAUUGUAUAACACUUGUGUCGAUGGAAAUAUAUAUACAUAUCCAAAUCCCUCUUCUAAGAUACCAAGCGAUGUCUUAUUUUUGGACCACGUACUCUUCCCUUCCUGUUUACACGUCAAAGACCCAAACGCUUCAAAGCCACUUGAGUCGAUGCUACUCUCUGAUGCAUAGAUUGGGGAUAGUUCAGAGCUCCUACGACAAGUGGGUGGUGCUUAAGCGGUUAUUAUCACCAGCCCAUGUCCACAUGCUUUUGACGUGUAUAGAGCAGAGAUCUGUCCGGAUUUGUUUUCCUGUCUGAACUCAUGUGACGCCACCGUUUCUAAAAUUCCACACCUGCUUGGUGCUCAUUCACUUCA
This is a messenger RNA of Physcomitrium patens, 1332 nucleotides long. RefSeq lists its product as uncharacterized. Lineage: Eukaryota; Viridiplantae; Streptophyta; Bryopsida; Funariales; Funariaceae. The record is from RefSeq and is a predicted model, not a curated record.